This is a messenger RNA of Penicillium mononematosum, 1167 nucleotides long. RefSeq lists its product as uncharacterized. The transcript has a single exon. Gene Ontology annotation, cellular component: nucleus; cytoplasm. The record is from RefSeq and is a predicted model, not a curated record. Bases 1 to 1167 code for a protein of 388 amino acids. Gene Ontology annotation, molecular function: protein binding. NCBI's taxonomy places the organism in Eukaryota, Fungi, Ascomycota, Eurotiomycetes, Eurotiales, Aspergillaceae.
AUGUCUUCACGAAUUCUGACCGACCUUCCCUUCGAGAUCUUCUGGCUCAUUGUGAAGAGCCUUGACUCGUGCGAGAGAGAUAUCAACGCUCUGGCCCAAGUGAAUCGGGAUCUUUACGCUCUCCUCAACCCUUAUCUCUAUCGCCUUAAUGUCCAUAACCCUUCCAAUCCUGCUAUUGCUUGGGGCGCCUACCACGGUCAGGAAGCAACCGUUCGAAAAGCCCUAGAGCAGGGCGCCUGGACAAGAUCUACUUUCGGCGCAGGUAAAUCACCAGAGCCAAUAACCCUUGCAGCAUUGGCUGGUCACGCGAAUAUUGUCAAGCUGCUCCUCAAUCAUGGAGUCCAACCAAUGAAAAGAUGGGACUGGAAUGACAAUGGCACUAGACGGACGGACGUAAUGGAUUGGGACUAUACCGGCUUAGGUCCAAUCCGAGACUGGCCCCCCUGGACAGCCGCACUUGUUAGAGACCGCGCGGAAGUCCUGCAAGUCUUGAUUGAUGAUGCUGGAUUCGUGUCGCGCUUUUUCGAUUUUUUCAAGCUCUUACCUAAUGGCGAUGGCUACUUUGACACCAUUGAAGGCUUUGAGACGUUCAAAGUUCUCGUGAGAGGCUGUCCCAAAUGGGAAUAUCAUGUUGAACACCAGUAUGCCGGGAUAUUGAGCUUGGCAAUUCAUGACUCAAUCGGUAACCUCGAAGUCAUGCGCUUCCUUGUCGACUCAGAAUGUCCAGUCAACUACCCAGACCUCUGGGGCCACACCCCGUUGGCGUACGCAGCGGAUGCCGGCAACGUCGAGACGGUAGAAUUCUUGUUGGACCGUGGAGCCGAUCCCGAUCCCGGAAUCCCAUGGCCGCUAAGACUUGCCGCAGAAAAAGGACAUGUCAAGGUUGCAGAACUGCUGUUGGAAAGGAUUGACGUCCGACGCAAAAUUACUAGUGGAGAUGACCUUGGCUACUUUACUCGGCGGCGGCCUGUGGGUUUGAGAAGAUUGUGCGAGCUUGCCUGGAUGCCGGAUGCAACGCAGAUCGAAGGCUGUACGUUCGCUAUUCUCCUUUCACACGUGUGGAUGAUAAAUCAUCCAGGUAUCCAUGGAUGGGUAUUAUUCGACGCCGCUAGACUGGGCCCGUUUAAGAGGCCACUCUGCAGACGUGCGUCUUCUCGAGAACGCUAG